Molecule: messenger RNA, 2386 nt
Organism: Pungitius pungitius (ninespine stickleback)
Lineage: Eukaryota; Metazoa; Chordata; Actinopteri; Perciformes; Gasterosteidae
Product: cleavage and polyadenylation specificity factor subunit 7-like
Exons: 9
Coding region: 561-1913 (450 amino acids)
Biological process (GO): mRNA alternative polyadenylation
Cellular component (GO): mRNA cleavage and polyadenylation specificity factor complex
Molecular function (GO): mRNA binding
Source: RefSeq, a predicted model, not a curated record
AACCUAGUUAUUGUACAUUUAUCAGUUGGUUUUUGAUUGUUAAUAUCAUGAUCAGCGAAAUAGAAGCAUAGUAGGAACCUAAUAGUGUUUGUUGUUUGUAGCCGGGGAAACAUUCCGGGCACACGUUCAGUUACCUAAAGAUUAGCGUUAGCACCAUAGCACUAGCAUCAUUAGCAUUAGCUUAUGAGGGAGCGAGCCUACAGGAGCCUGAAACUAUUUGCAUUUGAACUCGUACAUGAAAGGCAGUGCAUGCAUUUUGAAAGUGAUCAUUAAAACAUUUUCCUUGACUAAUGUUCGCGUGUCGUAUUCUCGGUUCCGCAUUUUAUUUAUUUCAGGUAGCGUUAACGUUACCGUUAAUUUAGCAUUUUGUGCGGACUCGGGCGUCAGUCAACGUUAGCAUCGAGGCACACCGUCAACAACAAAUCCUGGAUAUUUGUCUUGCACCUGUUGUUGGUAUGCACUGGUAAUUCUCAGUGUGGCUGUGCAAACUACACUGAAAACAAAUCAAAGAUACCAAACUAGCUGCAAUUUCAUCAAUUGGAUCCUCUUAGGCCCACGGGAUGGCUGCUCGGUCUGCAGCCGGACCAAGUACCUCAAAUACAGAACUCCUAGAUCUUUACGGUGACCUAAAUCAAAACGACGAGGAUUUGGACAGACUUGCAGAAGCUAAUGAACUUUAUGAUGCUGUUCUAACUGGCUCAGUGGAUAGUGACAAGAAAGUCACUACAAAUGUUGCGCCUCCUACCAAGAUGCCACCUAAAGAGGAGGCUAAAUCAGCAAUACUGAAAAGCCAACAAGGAAAAGUCUCUCUGAGGAGACUGUCUAUAUAUAUUGGAAAUUUCCCCUGGUGGACAUCUGAUAAGGACAUCACAUGCAUGGCUCAGACAUUGGGUGUGAAGGACAUCAAGGAGAUUAAGUUUGCUGAGAACAAAAUAAAUGGCCAGUCAAGAGGCUUUGCAGAAGUGGUGGUGACCUCAGAAGAGUCCUUGAAAAUACUGUUGGAGAAAAUACCUGAAUGUGAGCUCAAUGGAGAUAGGAUAGACUGUCGCUUCGCAACUAGGCAGAACCUUGGUGUGUUUGAGGACAUUGCAAAUAAACGUAUACCGCUGCGUCUUAAUGCCAAAGAGCCUAAGGAAGCUGAUUUUUCAGAUAAAAUCCCCUCAUUAUUAUCACAAGAGCCCAGUCCUCUCCCUUUACCUCCACGUUUUCCAUCACAUCCACUUGCAAACAGGUUCCCCUCAUUACCCAACCCUUUCCACAGUCAUCCGCCUCCUCCUUUCCCACACAUGCCACCAAAUAUCCCUCCACCCAUGCUACCCCCUUUAUUCCACCCUCAUCCAAUCCAUGUUCCCAGCCAACCAGCUCCCAGUCUGCAUGUAAAUCCGGCGUUCUUUCCCCCGGCACACGACGGGCGCAGCAACCAAGGCUACAACCAACAAAAACCGCCACCUCAAAAUACAGGUCGAGAUUUUGAGGAGCUGAUGAACCGAAAUAAAGCCGUUGCUAGCAGUGCCAUCAGCAAGGCUGUGUCUGGAGCAACAGCGGGAGACCUGCGGGUCGCGAUGGAGACUCUAUUAACUGCCAUCGCCAUCAUUAAGCAGUCUAGAGUGUUUGGAGAUGAACGCUGCCAAGCCCUGGUUACCUCACUCAAGGACUGUCUAGUCUCUAUCCAGGGAAACUAUGGCUACAGGAGUAGCAGUCGUUCUGGGGAAGACGAAAGAGAGCGCGACAGGGGUCGCGACAGAGAGCGCGAUCGGGAACGCGACAGGGAGCGCGACAGAGAAGAUUCUUCUGGUUGGGAGGCUGCAGGAAUGUCUCGAAGACAUCGACAACGCUCCCGCAGCGGGGAGAGGGAUAAGGAACGCUCCCGAGAACGGGAAAGGCACAGAGAGUACAGAGACCGGUACCGCUAACUCGACUGUUGGCGUGUUUAAGUGUGAAGCCGAUUGAAGACACGAUUGUUUUGUUUCUGCUGUUGCAAAAAAAAUCUUGAGGAAUCUAAGGUCAGACUGAAGAUGUAUCUCAAAGUAUACUUUUUUUUCUUCCAACCGUUGUCUGUACAUACUGGGACUUUUACCCGUUUUAAGAAAAAUGUGGUUGUAGAUUUGCUGCUGGAUCAUCAGAUUCCAAUGCUUGCAUGUGCAGGAACACCGUGAUAACUUAAUGAAAUACAUGUGUGAAUUACAGUGUACUGUUAUUUUCUUUUGUAUAAAUCUGUAGAUUAAAACACAUUCCCUGAAAGUAUAAUCUGUUUAGUUUUAUCUGCUAACUGUGGAAGAUUCAUUCAUUUUCGGUAUGACCGUAAAAACAAUUUAGACAUGAAGCAGUCUGCACACCUUAGUUAUUGUCACAGUGAGUCACCUUGACUGCUAAACAAUUUUUGCCA